UGGCGCGCCGUAACUUGUUUAUAUUCGAACAGGAAAAUAUGGUUUAUUUAUUAUCUAACAUUGAUUAAACGUCCACUUUGAUAAGAAACACAAACAAUUGAAAUGGCGGAUAAAGCGAAAACAUGGCCAGGUUUUACUGGAGAGGCAUAUCCAGAAGUGUGCGAUAUUCGUUCCAUGCCACCCCAACCUGAUGUUCUAAAGCCCGGUCAGUUACCAGUUGAACAGAUAAAGCAGUAUUUUGAAGAGGGUUACGUGGUCAUAGAAAAGUUUUUCGAUAUAGAGGCUGACCUUGAACCUUGUAGAAGAGCAAUAGAAGAUCUAGUUGAAGAACUUGCACAAAAACUUUUCAAAGCCGGGAAAAUAAAAAAUUUAUACAGAGAAUAUGGCCUGGAUAAACGUCUGAUAAAAAUUGAUGAAGAAUGGCCUGGUGCUGUGAUCCUUUUACACAAAAUCGGUCAUCUCCCACAGGCUUUUCGAAACCUUUGGGGAAACGAAAAACUACUCAAUUUAAUAGAGCAAGUCUUGGGUCCAGAAAUUGCAGGGAUGCCAAACUGGAACUUCCGUGAUAAAACACCGCAUAAUGAAGCAACGACGGUGCCAUGGCAUCAAGACGCCGGAUAUUUGAGCACAGAUGUAUAUAAAGUUCUACUUGCCACGGUCUGGAUACCGUUCCUUGAUACGAAUAGGAACAAUGGAUGUAUGGAGGUCAUACCUAAAGGUCAUUCUUCUGGUAAGGUUGCUAACCAUACAUGUUGUGCAGGAGAUACAUGGUAUAUACAAUUGGACGAGGAAGAUAUGAAUAAAACAUUAGGUUGUAGCAGUAAAGACAGAAAACUUUGUCCAAUACCUUAUGGUGGACUCCUGUUAUUUAACAACUUUAUUCCUCAUAGAAGUUUGGAUAAUGCAUCCGAAGGAGUGCGUUGGAGUGUUGACCUCAGAUUUAAGAAACCAGGUUUACCUAAUGGUAUGUUCGGGUUAAAACCUGACGUCCUCCUGAGAACAAAAGAAAAUCCUAACAUGAAGAUCGACUGGGAUACGUUUGAUUCUAUUGAUAGAACAAAAGCACAAAUUGCCUCAGUCAGGGAUCUUGUUGAGAUAGCAGAAGAUCAGGAGUUUGACACAACUGUUCAAGGACCUUGGAUGAGAAAGUGGGAACUAGUCAACCAUAACAACCACGUCAAAAAGCACGUGGAAAUGGAGGCGGCAAAGAAUAAGGAUAAAAACUUGGGCUAAAUGAUAAAAGAUGCUGAAAUGAUUUAUACUUUCAAAUUCGAAAAUUGACUCUUCGGUUAAAAAACUGUGAUUGAAUAUUUAGACGAAUUUACAUUCCAAAAUAAGUAUUCCAAAAAUAACAAUCUUGUGUUUAGAGUUUCCCAACAGCCCCUUUGAUGUAUGUCAGAAAUGCUGAUCCUGAAGUUUUUAUUGUCAUUUUUGUUACUUAUUUGUGACAAAAUUGCCAUAUUCAAAGGAAAACGCUGAGCAAAAUAAAAAAACAACAUACCUACUUAUAAAAAAGUUAUGAUAUUAUUGCCAAUGAGACGACCCCCACAAGAGACCAAAUGACACAGAUGUUUUUCUUAUUGAUAUAAACGAAACACACAUCCUGUUUUGUUUUGCCUGGCAACAUUUCAGAUAUUUUUACUUUCAAAUACCGUUUCACAAAUGUAAAUGUUACUUGACACAAUUAUCUAUAUGUACAAUAUAAUAUAUUAAAAUAUUGGUUAAUGUUUUCAUUUCAACAUUGGGAACACAUUGCAUAAUACAUAAAUAUAUAUUUAAAUCAAUGUAACGUAAUUUUGGAAUCAUCAAUUGUAGAGGUUCUUGGUGAACAGUAUUUGAUUUUGUAACUUUUGUAUCUUUUGAUCAUUAUAUCCUGAAAGUUAUUUCAGUGUUUCUCUAGUCUCAGUGAGAUGCUACUGUACACAUAAGCACGUUUAAAUAUCUUCUUUUGUGUGUACAUGUUUGUAAUAAGUUUUUGUAACCAAUACAUCUAUUUCUACAUUUCCUGUAUUUUGAUAAUAAAAUUGUAUACUAAA
Molecule: messenger RNA, 2036 nt
Organism: Mytilus trossulus (common blue mussel)
Lineage: Eukaryota; Metazoa; Mollusca; Bivalvia; Mytilida; Mytilidae
Product: phytanoyl-CoA dioxygenase domain-containing protein 1 homolog
Exons: 9
Coding region: 103-1233 (376 amino acids)
Source: RefSeq, a predicted model, not a curated record